ACCGCCCGGUACGACACACGCUUAGUUUGCGUUUGAGUCCUCAAGAUGAGAUCCCUGUUCGUGUUUGCCCUGCUGCUGGUCGCCGUGGCGGCUGUUGUGCCCCGUGACCAGCGUGUCGUGGGCAGUGAGCUUGCCACCGUCGGUCAGUUCCCGUACACGGUCGGUUUGAUUACGCGCAUCAACCUGCUGCUGACGGGCCAGUGUGCCGGUUCGUUGGUGUCGGCUAACUUCAUCCUUACUGCCGCUCGUUGCGUUGCCGGAAUUCAGAGUGCCGUCGCCGUGCUCGGAGGUCUACGCAUCAACGAUGCUAACGAGGCUGGAGCCGUGCGUAUCACCGUGACCGACUUCACCAUCCACCCGCAGUACGAAGCUGAGCCAGACGUGUUCGAUGUUGCUCUGGUGCGUCUGCCGCUCCCGGUGCCCUUCAGCGACCGUGUCCGCCCCGUUCGUCUGCCGAAUCUGCGUCAGGUUGAGGCCACCUUCAACGGACAGCAGGCUACCGUUACUGGCUGGGGACGGUUCGGCCAGGGUACCGCCAACUCGGAAGAACUCCGCUUCGGACGCUCGCAGGUCAUCUCGACCCUUGCCUGCCGUAUCAGUCUGCCCACCAACACGAUCCUCGACGAGCACGUGUGCACGGACGGUACGAACAGCUCGCCGUGCCAGGGCGAUGUCGGUGCCCCGUUGACCAUCGUCGAUGCCGACGGUAUCACCACGCAGAUCGGUGUGUUCUCGUUCAUCUCGAUUCUGGGCUGCGAGUCGGGUCGUGCGGCCGUGCACACGCGCAUGUCCUCCUAUCUGACCUGGAUCGGCGCGAACUCCGAUGUGGAGAUCCGCGAUAACUUCUAAGCGUAUCGGGUGAUGGGUUUACGAUAAACAAAACAUAACCUCAGCAGCAAAUAUACUCGGUGUAAUCUUAUCGAUUCGAAA
Molecule: messenger RNA, 930 nt
Organism: Anopheles stephensi (Asian malaria mosquito)
Lineage: Eukaryota; Metazoa; Arthropoda; Insecta; Diptera; Culicidae
Product: collagenase-like
Exons: 2
Coding region: 46-849 (267 amino acids)
Biological process (GO): proteolysis
Molecular function (GO): serine-type endopeptidase activity
Source: RefSeq, a predicted model, not a curated record